Messenger RNA from Centruroides sculpturatus (bark scorpion), 3808 nucleotides. RefSeq names its product dynein regulatory complex subunit 3-like. NCBI's taxonomy places the organism in Eukaryota, Metazoa, Arthropoda, Arachnida, Scorpiones, Buthidae. The record is from RefSeq and is a predicted model, not a curated record. Gene Ontology annotation, molecular function: guanyl-nucleotide exchange factor activity; protein binding. The coding region runs from base 2342 to 3721 and encodes 459 amino acids. The transcript has 9 exons.
AUUUUUAUAAAAAAAUUUUUUCAGUUUGUCCCAAAUUCCCCAAAAUUUUGUUUUGUUCCUAUCACGUUAGUGCUGCCACCUUUUCAAAAUUGCUGAUCCGGACAGGGUUAAAAAUUUAUAUACGUAAAUUGGCAACACUGCCUUGAACAGGUGGUAACCGUUUUUGAAAUUCGUUUUGUGUCAGCCAAUCUUUAUUAAAUUUACAAGUUCGCUUCCUCUUUUUUAGAGCUUUCAAUUUCUUCAGUUGUCAUAUUAAAUAAUUAAAAUAGAAAUUAUAAACUUUUAAACUGAAACUGUCACAUUCGUUUUUCAAUAGGUGUGUUCUAACACAAGUUCCUAACUGGUUUGAAUUUGAAAUCGUAUGCGGCAUGCGCAAUGUCAUUUUACAGCCAAGAACUGAACAAUGUGAAUGCCAGUUUUAAGGACUUGUGUUGGAACAAAUCUAAUAUUUGCCAAAGAUAUUUGCAAGUUUGAAUUUUAAAAGUACAUUUUCUGCCACUCAGCCUAUAGAUAAGAUGGAGGUAACUUUUGUUGUAACAAAUAGUACAAGACAAAAACAAUGACAUCACUAGUAGAAAUUAGCAUAGAUGAAAGAAGCUGACUGAACUAGCUAGAAUUCUAGCGAUGGGAGGAGUCAAGCAGUAGUUAGAAAUGAGUUCAACGUUGCAGCAUAACUAGACUUAGCAAGAAUUCUGCAUUACUGAACACAACCCAGAAUGCUCAACCUUAAGUGUUGCCAUCCUUACGUUUCACCAAAAUCUCAUAUAUUAGUCAAAUUUAACAAAUAGACAUUUGUUCCAAUAAUGUUCCAUAGGGUUCUAUUCUGUCACACCCAAACAACUCGGGAAUUGGAAAACAUUCAUGUAGUGUUCGUUUUUUGUAUUAUAUGCACCAGAAAUUGGUUCUGUGUCUGUUAGAAUUUAACUACUGUUAUGGUAGAAAAUUCCACUUCAUUCGAUUGUUAGGCAAUUGUUUCUGAAAAAGUUUUGUUUCUAUAUUAGACAGGUUUCUGGAACAUAAUACAUAAUAAUAAUAAUAAUAAUUUAUGUAGCAAAUCAUUCCACUUUUAGGUUUUUUUUCCGUUUGUCUAUUUUAUCAUGAUAUAGUUUUGAAAAGAUGUUCAACUUCAUGAAAAAUAACAAAACAAAUAUUAUUUUUCAAAAAGAGAACAGAAGAAUUCAAACCUAAAAAUAUAUCGAGUUUCUAGUUAAUUAACUUACAUAGCUUUGCAUUUCACAUUCAAUAGCAAAUUAUCUACAUUAUGCAAUAUUUUAAAAAUUUAUUAAACAAAUAUUUUAUUUUAAUAUUUCAUUGGGAAAAAUCAGUAUAUUAAUUUUGGCUAAGAUCAUUAGCAACCUUUCUAUCUUUCUAUUUUUUUGUUUUCUGCAUGAUAAAUAAGGUCAUACCUAUGUUAUACCACUAUUAAGAUAUUUAUGGUAUAUAUAAAAGCAGAAAGAGUAAAAAUAUAUAUACCCUUGGCUCUAAGAGAGUUUUUUUUAUACUUGGGUUUCUCCAGAUCUACAAUGGGACAGGGAUUGAUUGACAGACUAAUAUGUAAAUUUUCUAGAGUUGUUCACUCAGAAUUGUCCAAAGUCCCAGAGCAGUAGUCUGAUACCUUAACCACUUUGGUUAUUCAACUAUUGGCAUUUAUAUAUCAAGCAUGACAUAGUUUAUAUGUAGUAACAAUACUUGAAAAGAAUAAAUAAAUAAUUGAUAGUUUGCUUCAAAUAUCAGAAAUGGCAUGUGCAACUGACAGCAAAUGAGUAAUUGGUACCUAUUCAAUAUAGACUGUUUACUGUAUAUAUGAUACAACAUAGAUUAAUUUUGUUGAGUCUAAAUAUGAAAUCAUUUACAGAUUAAAAAGUAAAUUUUGAGAAAUUUUGCAAAUUUCAUUAACUUUAAAGUUCACAUAUUAAAUUGUGAAAGAUUUAAAGAAUGCUAGGACUGUCCAUACGAGAGGAGGUAAUUUAGAAUAUGACAAAGUGAGGGAAGGAGAAUGAUCCUUGUAAUAUCACAUAUUAUGUUAACUAUUAAUCACUAUCAUAAGUGCAUUUUUAAUGCAAUAAGUUAAACUUAAAACAUAUUUAAAAAUUUAGUUUUUUCACUUAAGUUUAUAUAAGAACAUUAAAAGAUAGCAAGAGGCUGUGUGUAUAAAACAAUUAGACUACUCAUAAUGGAUGAUGAGUACAUCGUAGUCUUAGAGUUUUUUUCACUAUAUCCAUUGAUCUAUACACAUUUUCUAACAAAUCACGAGUUCAGAAUAUAAUAUAUAAACUAGAGAGCUAAGAUUUUUGAUUUUCAAAAAAUGGGACAAAAAUGAAAAUUUUACUAAAAUGACAGGAUGGCCAGAACAGAGGGAAAAAAUGGUACUGUCCCAUUCAAAAUGUUUGAAAAUAUGCCAUCUGUUAUUGAUAAAAAGAUGUUGACUGAUGCAAUAUUAGAUCAAUUUCCUAAAUCCAUUGAAGAAAGAAAAAUUUUAUGUGAGGAAGGAAUUGACUUUACAAAAAUAACAGUUCUACAAUUAGAAUGUAAAAGUAUAUUAACAAUAGAAUAUUUAUGGCCAUUAAUUAAUCUCAAAGAAUUAAUUUUAUCUGAUAACCUUAUUGAAGAAAUUGAAGGAUUAGACUUAUUGGUUCAUUUAAUUAGAUUAGAUUUAUCCUUCAACAAUAUUGAAGACAUUAAAGGCUUGGAUAAACUUGAAAAAUUAGAAGAUUUAUCAUUAUUUGCAAAUAAAAUUAUCAAAUUAAAAAACAUGGAAAAAUUAGUUAAUCUUCAGUUAUUUUCUGUUGGAAACAAUCUUUUGUGUGAUUUUAAUAAUGUUCUAUAUUUAAAACAGUUUAAAAAACUACGCUGUCUUAAUCUUGAAGAGAAUCCAAUUUCUAAGGAAAAUUUCUUUGAACUUCAUACAAUUGCAGUGCUACCAAAUUUAAUGUACCUAAAUUACAGCUUAGUUACAGAAGAAAAGAAAAGUUUAUCAAAAGGAAUAUUUCAUUUGGAAUAUGAAGAAGCAUUAAAUGAAAUUUAUGAUAAUGAACAACAAGAAAUUAAAGAGAAAGAACAAAAACAAAUAACAGAUUAUUAUAAGGUAUUUUCAGAUGUUAAAACUCAAGGACUUGAGUUUCCAGGUUUGACAGACAUGAAGAAAGAAUUAUAUGUGGAAUAUAAAGCUAAAUUGAAAAAUUUAGUAGACACAUUAAUGAAGCUUGAAAUGGAUGUAAUUGAACAAGUUGAAGAAUUUAAUAGAAUAUUUAAAUAUGCAAUUAGUGAGAUUAUAAAUAAAUACAUACAAAGAAUACAAAAACUUCAGACUAUUCUGAGAGACUAUGAACAACAAUUUUCUGAACAGUUUGAAGAAUUUUGCAGAACAUGUAUAGAGCAUUUUGAUAAACAACGCUUAGUAAAUGUCGAAGAAGAUAUGGAAAUUUUUCUGAUUAGUCCACAAAAACUACAGUCUCUAGCCAGAGAAUGCCAUGACCGACGAUUGACAAUCAUUAACAAAAGAGAAAAAAUCACUAUUGAAAGAUUGAGAGAUUGGCUAAAUGAUAUUACAUCAAGAAUUUAUUCAGAAGAAAUAGACAGAAAUAGGAAAAGAAUAAAUGAAAUUAUUUGUUUUAAAGAUUAUUAUGAAAAAGAAGGAUAUUCAUUCUUAUUUAUUGGGGAUGAAGAGACAGAUUAUGACGAUGACGAAAAGUCGUCAUCAUCAAGUGUGAAUGGUAAUUAAGUUGUCUUAUAUAUAACCUUAAGACUUUAAAUGAAUGGAUAUUUAAUUUUAAUGUUAUAAAUUCACAUUGUUUUAUCUGAAUUUACA